AGCCAUCUCACGUUCAUCUGCUUCAGGGGCUCCUGACCUUGAAUUGCUGUUUCGUUUUCCAUUUGUUAUUUUGUUCUUUUCUUUCACAUUAUUAUUACAUUCUUGACUCUCUUUUGCCUACUUGACUGUUGUAUUUCACCUUCUCAACUCCCCUCGUUCGUUUGAGUGGCCCGGAGACUGGCCCACCUGUCUUCUGCGCUGCCAUGGCACCCAAAUUCAAAGACGGGGAUGCCGUUGUAGCGGUUAAUGGGAAAUGGAUCUCUUGGGCGCACACAGUGGCUGCCUACACGGCGUUUUUCAGCGCCUUGGUAGUAGGAAUGUCUCUGCAUUUCCGAAAGAUCGUGCAAAACGAACACUACGGUUACCCUGACGAAUGGUUUCCUUCUGUGUCAGCAACAAUUGGUGAUCGCUAUCCUGAACGGUCCUUCUUCCAAGUGUUUAUCGCUAUCACCUCGGGACCUCGGUUCGCUCUUGUGUUCCUCUGGUACAUUCUAACCUCGCGCCCCAACUCAACUCUCCCUAAAUUUAUCGCUGGGGUUGGCCUGUUCCGGACAUUUACAUGUGGAGGUUGGACGUAUGUUACAUCAACGGAUGAUCAUGACUGGCACGAUAUUUUCAUGAUCUCGUAUCUGGUUGCGACUUUGCCUUGGACUAUUGGCUGCCUUGCGCUUAGCCCAAACAACCGACGCGCUGUGAAGUACCGGAAGAUCUUAGCGAGCUGUUUCUUUGGGACACUCAUACCAUUGAUUUACUAUUUCAUCCAGCACAAGGUGCAUAAGGUCGCUGGAGCUUAUACUAAGUACGCCUUUUUUGAAUGGUCUCUUAUCUUGUUUGACGUGGGUUUCGAUGCGGUCACCGCGCUUGACUUCGACGCAUUCGAGAUUGUGGUUAGGGAUGUCAAGGGGAUUAGCAGAGGGCAGUUGAAGACUACUGCCGACUCCAUCCUUGAAAAAGAGAAAGGCAAGCCCGUCGGAAACACGUUCGGUGAAGGCUUCUUCUGGGCAGAGAUCAUCGAUGCUGCCGCAGAUGCCUACAAUAUGUUUGUCUUUUGGUCCUUGUGGACUGCUCUGGGUGUACUGGUUUGGUACUUCCCUCUUUGGCACAUGGGUAUCUCUGGUUAUGAAUUAGCUAUCCUCAGCUAUGUAUCCCCGGUCCUCCUGGCCAUACCCACUUUGAAAUCUGCGGCCACCAGAAACCCUCGUCUUUUCCACUUCCUCUCACUUUCGGGAUUACUGGCGUAUAAGGUGCAAGAUCCUGCCAAUCGACUCUUUGUGACGACCUUCGCUGUUGCUUGCAGCUGCAUCGCAUGGUCUGCAACACUAUAUGCCGAACGAGCGAACAGCUCUAGACUAGAAUCCCGUAUCUUUGCAUGGGGCAUUGGCUUGAUUAUGUCAAGCAUUGCUAAGUUUGCCUGCAAAACAAACAACCCCAUCUGGCCUAUCAUGCAUGCAGAGAAUGGAGGAUGGAACAAAUUGGGACUUCUCCUUGGUGUCCUUGCUGUUCUCAGAUCGCAUAGAAGGCCUCCGACUAGUGGAGGGGACUACCUCCCAUCGACCGGCAAGAAAGGCUCUACCAUAUUAGCCGCCUUCGGUAUUGGUGGUCUGCUUUUUGCAAUGCAUUCCCUUCUCUCUGACUCUAGCACCAUGAUCGCUUGGGUUUGGGAAGGAUAUCCCGUGCGGGGUCCUAUUGCAGUACCUCACGGUGCGCUCACUAUUCUUGCUAUGGGAGCUGGACUUGUUUAUGGUCUAUACUAUCCUGGUGUGGCGGGAAGUUGGACCGCGUUUGGAAUUGCAUCUAUCGGUGCGACACUGCUUACGUGCUAUAGCCACUGGACCGGAUUCUACGGAGGCCUAAUCCUAGCAUUCUACCUUCUUGCAGUGGCCCCUGUCUUAAUUUCUUCAGCCGUCCGCCAUUCACUAGCGAAGACCUUUGGCAUCGGCUUCCUCCUGUACACAUUUAUGAUUCUCUUCCAUGUGUGGGUUGUUGCCUAUGCCUUUGUGCCUGGCGGGCCGCUUGUCAGAGAACACACGGAUUGGAUUAUGAUCACUACGAUGUUAUCACUUGGAGCCGGCGUCUUCUCUGCCGCUGUUACCAACUCCUCCGGUACUAAGACCAAAAUCGUCAGUCCAAAUGGCAAGAGACAGCGAUCCUAUUUUAUCUAUAUCCUAGCGGCACUGCAGCUUAUUUCUAUGACUGUUGCAUAUCUUCGCUUCCCGACGAACGAUUAUGUGCCAUAUCACAAAGAUGAUAAAGUUGCAACUGUCGGUAUUUGGACAGUCCAUUUUGGCCUUGAUAAUGAUAUGUGGUCAUCUGAGCGGCGUAUGCGGAAUGUCAUCCAGGAACUUGAGAUUGACGUUAUUGGCCUUCUGGAGUCUGAUAACCAGCGCAUCAUCAUGGGCAAUCGUGAUAUGACUCAAAAUCUAGCGGAAGAUCUUGGCAUGUACGCAGACUUUGGCCCUGGUCCUAAUAAACACACUUGGGGCUCAGCCUUGCUUUCCAAAUUCCCUAUCGUCAAUUCGACUCACCAUCUACUUCCCUCCCCUGUGGGUGAGCUUGCUCCCGCCAUACAUGCCACUCUCGAUAUGUAUGGUGAGCUCGUUGAUGUUGUCGUGUUCCAUUCAGGGCAAGAAGAAGACCCGGAAGACCGCCGUCUGCAGUCAGAAUACUUGGCAAAGCUCAUGGGCUCAUCCCCUCGUCCCCUGAUCCUGUUGAGCUACCUGGUCACAAAACCGCUCGAGGGUAAUUACAAUACCUAUGUCAGUGAACUUAGCGGCAUGAAAGAUAUCGAUCCUACUGAUUGGGACCGGUGGUGUGAGUACAUCCUCUACAAGAAUCUCAAGAGAACUGGGUAUGCUCGUGUUAGCCGGGACUCUAUCACGGACACAGAGAUUCAGGUUGGCAAAUUCGUCAUUGGAGAACCUGAGCCGGAGAAUGAACUGCGUCUCCCAGAGGAAAUGGUGCCACAAGGCCGCCGAUUCCCUGGGUUGUUCCGCGGGCAGGGAGUCCGCGGUCAUCGCUAUCAUGUUUUUGAUGAGCCAAGAUAUUGGCAAUGAAUCCUACCCGAAACCCCUGGGGACACCUGGCCCUUUUCUAGGCGGUGCAUGCUUCCAUAUCUCUGCUUUAUUGUAUAUUCU
This is a messenger RNA of Aspergillus alliaceus, 3134 nucleotides long. RefSeq names its product putative integral plasma membrane protein. NCBI's taxonomy places the organism in Eukaryota, Fungi, Ascomycota, Eurotiomycetes, Eurotiales, Aspergillaceae. The coding region runs from base 204 to 3053 and encodes 949 amino acids. Gene Ontology annotation, biological process: GPI anchor biosynthetic process; fungal-type cell wall organization. Gene Ontology annotation, cellular component: endoplasmic reticulum. The transcript has 8 exons. The record is from RefSeq and is a predicted model, not a curated record.